UAACAUUUUCAAUACCGAGAGAAUUUGUAUAGAUUUUACUGCCCAUGGUAUUGAAAGACUGCAAUAUUGGUAUUGAUAUAAUACCAAAUUUUCUUGUCUCAUGUUUGGCCGUUACACGACGCUCGCCCGGGAGCCAGUAGUGACUCUCCUUCAUUUCAUUCUCCUUUAUUUUUUUCCAUAAUUUUUUUCACAAUGAGUUCUACUAAACUAGUUCGGGUUUCAAAUAAUAUUAGGGGCAAGAAAUUAAUUUCAUCCGACGGAAAUUUUGAAGAAUUUCUAUCAUCAGUAAGAAGCAAAUUUGAGUUGGAUGAAGCAGAAAAUAUUACUUUCGUGGAUGAAUACGGUGCCGAGGUGGACUCUGAUGUUUUCCCAAUUUUGGUCAGCCUAGAUGGGAUUCAAAAUAUCAUAUUCAAGCUAGAAGAAGAGUCGUCAGUAUUGGAAAUUGACCUAAGCUACAAUAAUACAUCGCAAUCAAGUUAUUUUUUACCUGCGGCAGGAAAUAUUGGGCUUUCUCAAUCGUUUGGAAUAGGGGAUAAUUUUAAACAAAUUCUCCAAACCACGGUUCAACAAAACAAUGUAAUACACGGUAUUGUCGAAGAUUGCAAGAGUAAAGGCUUCGUGGACGAUAAAUCUUCGACAAUUCUCAUUAAUGAAUUUGUGUCAAAACUUAUAGAGAUAAAGGGAGACUCACCUGCGACGUCGGUGCAAAAACAAUUCGCCGCAGCAAUUGUUGAAAUUCUCCCCUGCUGGCGUUAUUCUGGCUCAAAAGAUGGCUUGGACAUUUUAUUUGACGAAGUCAGCCGGUCUGGACUUAUUCAGACCAGAUUGAGACGAAUUCAUCAAAUUCUCCACACGUCUCAAAAAGUGAAUUCUGCAAAAAAAACAAAGAAAAGAUCUACUAGUGGCCCCUGCGUUAAAACAGCAAGAAACGAAGAGCCAGCUGAUCAACGACCGACAAUAUGA
This is a messenger RNA of Folsomia candida, 963 nucleotides long. RefSeq lists its product as uncharacterized. The transcript is spliced from 6 exons. Lineage: Eukaryota; Metazoa; Arthropoda; Collembola; Entomobryomorpha; Isotomidae. The coding region runs from base 193 to 963 and encodes 256 amino acids. The record is from RefSeq and is a predicted model, not a curated record.